Messenger RNA from Linnemannia hyalina, 576 nucleotides. The record is from the annotation of a GenBank genome assembly. Lineage: Eukaryota; Fungi; Mortierellomycota; Mortierellomycetes; Mortierellales; Mortierellaceae.
AUGACAGGAGCGAACAUCACGCCAACAAAAACUAACCUUGAUGUCAACUAUGUUCCUCUACCAUCGACAAUAGUUCACAUCUGGGAGUUCGAGGGAUACCUCGGUCAUACUCAGGAGAUGGACCGAUUGCGUAAAGACCCAACGUACCAAAAGUUCUUGAAGGACCUGCGACCCAUGCUCAUCAGCCGCGACAACCAGAUCUGCCUUGAAUUCGCCUUCUGGAAGUCUCGACCCCCAGUCGCCCUUGGUGGUAUCUACGAGAUGCGAACCUAUCUCUUGAAGCCUGGUAACCUUCUGGAGUGGGAGACAAACUGGCGCCGAGGUCUCGAGUGCAGACGCCAAUUCUGUGAGCCCGUUGGAGCGUGGUUCUCUCAGCUCGGAAAGCUCAACUAUGUCCACCACAUGUGGAACUACCCGUACGUGUCAUUCGCCAAUGAUCUGGAGACACGCAAGAAGACGCGCGAGCAAGCCUGGAAGGUCGACGGAUGGGCAGAGACCGUCUAUAAUACCGUGCGCUUGAUUGAGAAAAUGGAGGCCAACAUUUUGCUCCCAAUGGACUUUUCUUCGCUCAAGUAA